AUGGCCCAGUAUCCUUUGGAGAUGGGGAAAGCAGGCAAAACGCACCAGCAGGUCGUGGCUUUGCAGACAGAUGCGAAUGGGAAAAUUGCAUGGGAUGCUGUCAUCAAGCACAAGUCAGACAAGCUAGCUGUUUGGACGCGUCCUGAAGACUCGAGAGAGAAAUGGUCAAAGCCAGAGGAGCUUGAAAGACCAUCUCUUGAGCUUGACGUUCUGAAUACUGAGCGAACGCAGAAGGCUUUGGAAAUGGCUCUCAAUGGAAAGAUCCAAGCUGGCGUGCCCAAGAAGCAAGAGCAGAAGGAAGCGGAGUUCAUUCGCUACACGCCGAACCCCAACGCGCCUGGCUACACGCCCAACUGCAGGGAACGUGUAAUCAAGUUGGUGGAAAGGCAAGUGGAUCCUUUCCAGCCUCCAAAGUUUAAGCACAAAAAGGUGCCUCGCGGACCACCUUCGCCGCCGCCACCUGUUCAUCAUUCUCCUCCUCGCAAACUCACUGCAAAGGACCAAAAGGAUUGGAAGAUUCCACCAUGCAUCUCCAACUGGAAGAACGCAAAGGGAUACACAAUCCCGCUGGACAAGCGCUUGUCAGCAGACGGGCGAAGUUUGCAGGAUGUUGCUGUCAAUGACAAGUUUGCAGCGAUCAGCGAAGACUUGUACCUUGCUGAGCGUAAAGCCCGAGAAGAGAUCAAAAUCAGAAACGACCUGAUCAGGCAGAAGAAGGUCCGCGAGGAGGAGAUUAGAGAGCAGCAGUUGCGCGACUUGGCAGCUCAGGCUCGCCAGACUCGUGCUGAACUAGCAGCUGCGCCUGCGAAAGAUGGGGAGGAUGGACAAGAUGCAGACGACAGGCGGCAACGAAUGGAGGUCUUGAAAGAGAGACAAAGAGAGAUAGAACGAGACCAGCGCCUGGAACUGGCAGGCAAGAAAAACAAGCGCGGGCGCGAAGAAGACCGCGAUGUUUCCGAAAGAAUUGCACUUGGCCAGGCAGCGCAACCCACAAGCUCAGAGGCUAUGUUUGAUCAACGCCUCUUUAACCAGUCUGCUGGCAUGGAUAGCGGCUUCUUUGGUGGGGAUGACGAGAAAGUUGCGAUCUACGACAAGCCACUCUUUGCAGAUCGAAGCGGCCGUGACCGAAAUGCACGCCGAAGCCGAGAUGUGGUUCUCUGA
Messenger RNA from Cladocopium goreaui, 1161 nucleotides. The record is from the annotation of a GenBank genome assembly. Lineage: Eukaryota; Dinophyceae; Suessiales; Symbiodiniaceae.